CUUAGGAGUUAGUUGUCUCUCACUGUUAACGUCAAGGGUUGUAUCAGGCCACAGCUGUUUAUUCCAAUGAUUAUCUCUUGAUUCAGUGUUUCUGGCCCUCUACAAUGUCUUCGGCCCAUAGAUAGCAGUAACAGUGUAAGAAUGUGGAGGGGUUGGUCCGAGGGAGAUCAAGGGGGGUCUCCUCCUCCAGACCCCCCAGCAGAGCAAGGUGAUACCAGUCCAGAAGAAGUUGUGUUAGUAAAGCAAGAGUUGGGAGAUCUGCAGGAUCAAUUUGACCAGCAGCAAGCCUUAAUAGGACACCUCAAAGAUAUGCUCAAGAAAAAAGAAUCCGUACUUGAUUCUAGGGGAAAAGAAGUUGAGGACUAUGCUGCUCGGUUGGCUAGAAUGAAACCUCGUUUGGGAAAGGUGGGUGCUAAGAAGAAGUCGGUGCUUCCAGAAAGAAUAGAGCCACUUGGGUCUUCUGAGGACUCUAUAACUGUCAGUGAAUCAGGAGUUAGUGGUGAAACUGGAGUUCAUGGUGCUGCUGGAGGGAGGCUGGUGGAGGAGAAAAAACUACCUUCCUCUGAGAGUGGUAGUAGGGCUAAGAUAUUACUUCUGAGAAAGCAGCUGGAAGAGAAUCGAAUUAAGUUUGAGCGUCAGCAGAAAGAGAAUGCUGAGAAACGAGCAUCCAUGGAGGAAAUGAAAUCAAGAAUCGAUCGACUACGAACCGAAGUUGAACAACGAGAUAAUGUAAUUCAGUCGUUGCAAGAGGGUAAAGGAGCGAUGUCCGAUGAAUCAAUUACACAGAAACUGUAUCAGCAAAUUGUAUACAAAGACAAUACUAUUUUAGAGUUGACACAAAAAAAUGACAGAUUAGAAGGAAUAAUUCAAGAGCAACGGGAAUCCCUAAGUGAAAAAGAUCGAGUGAUUGAAGCUAGAACUGAAGCAGUAUCACUGAUUGCAAAGGCUCAGGAUGAAAAGAGUCUAAAGACCUUGGAAGAAUUAGAGGAAGUCAGAUAUCAAAUGAAAAAAAUGCAGGAAAACUUUAUUGCAAAGGAGCAGGAGUUUGUAUCUGAGAAAGAUUCCUUGGCAAAGGAAUUAAAAGAAAAGGUUAAGAAGGUAACUCAGCUUGAAGAAAAUGGACGUCGUUUAGAAAACCUUCGUUUUGAGCUCAGCACUCGAAAUGCAGAGCUGCAGGAAAAAAUUGUCACACUUCAAUCUGAUAUUAAAUCAUUAAGAAAUCAAUCAGAAGUGGAUAGAAAAGCUUCUGAGGAGAAAGAUUCCCUUCUUCAAGAACUCAAGCAAAAACUUGUUAAAGCAGAGGCUCAUGGACAGAGAAAAUUCAAAGCACUAGAAAAGCAAUUGAGAAAUAUAAAGGGAGAUGGUAAUGCUGGAGAGCAAAUUUUACUGUUACAAAAUUCAAUAGCAGAAUUGGAAGAGGAAAAGGGGAACCUACAGUUGAAGUUGGUUGACUUUGAUGACCUGAGAACUGCAAAUGAAAAAUUGACAGUUCUUAGAAAUAAACUUGAGGAUCAAGUGAAGCAGCUUAACAGUGAUUUAGACUCUCAACUGAGUGCUAUCACCCUUCUUGAGACAGAGAAAAUCAAGUUGGUUGAAGGCACCAAUGAACGUGAAAAUCAAAUAUUUGAUCUUGAGUCAGAGCUGAAUAGUGUUAGGACAAGUCUCGCAGAAGCCAAUCAGGCAAAAGUUACUCUUGAGCUUCGACUUUGUGAGGUAGAGGAACAGAGAGACAUUGCAGAGAAGGGAAGAAUAGAACUGGAAAAUCAAAUGUCAGAAUCAGGGCAAGCACCAUUAGAACAAUUAAUAGAAGAGAAAGGUAUUUUAGAAGAGUCUUUACAGAGUAGAAUAAAGGAGAGGGAUGAGUGGGUGGAAAAAUAUUCAAAUCAGGUAACAACUGUGCAGGAAUGUGAAGAGAAAACAAAAGCAGCCCUAGAAGAAAAAGAAUUAAAAGUCAGAGAAUGUAAGCGCCUUAUGAAUAUCCUAACUGAUAAAGAAAAUACAGUUGCCACUCUGUCUAUAAAGAUUGAUAAAUAUGAUAUUGUUGUGGCAGAUGUUGACAACAGGUUAAAGGUAGCAAAUGAAACAAUAGCGAAGAAUAAAGUGGAAUUUGAAGACUUGAUGCACAAGCUCCAGCAAGAGUCUGGAAAGAUUUAUGAGGCAUCCAAAACUAUAGAAGAUUUGGAAGCUAAACUGUCACGUGCCUCAACAGAUUUUCACUCCCAAGAAAAUGAAUUGGCCUUAGCAAAUGAAACCAUUGAAAGUCUGAAUAGGACCAUAAAUGAAAAAAAUAUAACCAUCCAAAAUCUGGUUGGAGAGGUUUCAAUGUUACAGGACCAGAUCAAACGGAAGGAAAAGACCAUAGACGAUCAUAUUAAUAUGCUUGUAGAGUUGGAGUCUCAACUAAGCAUUCGGGACCACAAGAUUGAAGAAUGUCAUGCCUCAUUAGUGCAGAAAGAGGAACAACUUUCAACAAAGAGUUUAGUGGUUGAUAAAUUGAAUAAUGACCUUAGGAACAUUUCACAGCAAUUAGAAACCACAAAAGUGUCGUAUGAGUCUGAGUUAAAUAUACUCUCAGCCAUGCUAAAUGACUCAAAAAAUCAAGUGGAAGCAUCUCAGGAGGAUAUUCUGGUUAAAGUUAAGGAAAUUCAAAAUAAUCAGACAAUGAUUUCAAAAUAUGAGCAGGAAGUCUGUGUUAAGAAUUUAUUAUUAGAUGAACAACAAGGUGAUAUUAAACAAUUAGAAGCAAAAUUUGCCUCCCUUGGUUCCUUACUGACAGAAAAAGAAGCUUCCAUAUUGAAGUUUCAGGCAGAGUUAGAAGAAAAGACAUCAUGUGUAGAAAGCCUUAAUUCACAACAAUCUACAUUGAAACAAAAAAUAAAUCAGUUACUAAAAGAAAAUUUUGAACUGACUACAAUGAAGACCAGUUUGGAAGACAAUUUGUGUGAGGUCCAAUCAUUAGUUCAUGAAAAAGAAGAGAAUAUACUGCAUUUAAAUUCAGAAAUGACUUUAAGAUCUGACCAGCAAAAUCAGGAUAUUGAAAUACUUAAAUGUACACUUGUUGAGAAGGAACAGUAUGUAAGUGCAGUGGAAACAACAAUUGGAAACCUCAAAAAUGAAAUGGAGAGUAAGGCUUCAGAAGCAGAGAAAUGGCAGACAGAAGCCUUAGAAAAGAAUAAGUGUCUUGAUGAAGUUACACAGCAGCUAGAAUGUAUUCAGUUGCAAACUGAGGAGAAGGAUGCUGUAGUGAGGGACUUACAUACCCAGCUAACUCAGAACCAGGAACAGCUUGUUUAUGCUCAAGAACAAAUUUCUCACACCCAUAAUCAAUUAGUUGAACUUCAAGAGCAAUUUGCCCAAAAUGAAAAUGAACUCAGACAAACACAGGACCAGCUGAAUGAAACUCAAAUUCAACUAUCACUAGCACAAGAACAGUUGGACAAAUUCAGAGAAGAACUUUGUGUAGCUGAAACGCAGCUCCAAGACACUCAGUCUCAGUACAAAAACGUCACCACAUUGGCAUCUCAGUUUGAAGAACAGUUGCAAUUGAAAGCAAUGAACCUUGAGAAGAUGGAGACACAAAUAGUCUGCCAACAGGAAAGUAGUACAAAGGAGAUGGAGACAGUCAGAACAGAACUCCAGGAACUCAAGUCAGAGGUUACCAGAUUGGAAAUGGAACUACAGGCAAGUAAAGAAUAUGCAGAAAACUUGGAAGUUGGUUCGUCAAAAAUACAGGAAUGGGCUACGGAGUUACAGAAUGAGUUAGAAAAUGCAAAAUUAAAUCGAGAUUCUGCAACAAAUGACCUCAUUGGCACUAAAGAAGAGAUUGCCUCCAGAAAGAAUGCACUUGAAAAACUACAACAUGCCUUAGAAGAACAACAGCAAAGAGCAGAGUCAUUACAAACAGAACUGACUCAAGCUAUCUCCUCCCAAGAGCAACAUCAGCAGAGAGCCGAUUCACUCCAAAUGGAAUUGACUCAGGCUCUCUCUCUUCAACAAAAAAGUGAAAGUGAAGUUGCUGCUCUUUCACUCUCACAACAGCAAAACAUUACUCGUCUAGAAAGUGAACUCCUGUCUGUAAGUCAGGCAAGGGACCAGUUGCAAACAGAAUUUGAUAAAAACUCACUGUUACUACAGAAUCAAGUUGAAACUAUUUCCCAACUGAAUGCCAGUAUUGAAAGCUUUAAUUCACAAAUUAAAGAAAAUGAUGAAGAAAUUAAGAGCUUAAAAGAAAGUGUUUUGGAACAUAAGAAUAGAGUACCUGAAGGUGAAAAUUUAUUUGUGAAUUUGGAAGGACUUGAGGCAAGGAUAGAUAAUAGGGUUGAUGCUUGCCAAUCUGGAGUGCUUGGUACCAUGGAAGAACACAGACAAACGACAGAGGCUGAGCUACUAAGUUUGAGAGAAGAACUUGCAGCAGCAGAACACCAAACCCAGUUUUUGGAAGAGGAGUGUGAUGGUCUUCGUACUGAUGCCAACACCGUAAAGCAGCAAUUACAAGAGGCACGGCAAACAAUCACACAGCUUCAGACAACUCUUGCCACACAGUCUCAGAACACUGCAACAUCAUCAUCAGGUUGGGAUGACUGGGGAGAGGUAGAUCUUGGAACACCAGAGCCAAAGGAAAUGCCAAACUUGGAAAACUCUUUGGUAAAUAGUCUUCAGAAAUCUUUAGCAGAUAAAGAUGAAUUGUUGAUGAUGAUACAGGAUCAGCUUAAAGAAGCUCUCCAACAGAUUAAUACAAUUACUGAAGAGAAAAAAGUCUUAGAACAGCAGAGAAAGAGUACAGAAGUCAAUUCUGUUCAGCAAAAGCAACAGUGGGAACAAGAUCGAGAAGAGUUACAUAUAUUAAAGAAGAGAUUGGAGGACUUAGCUUCCAUACAGAGUACUCUAGAGCAAGAGAGGCAAAAAAUAGCCAUCCUCGAAGAAAAACUUAGAGAGAGACAAAAUGACAUUGAGCUGCUUCAGCAGCAGGUGAUCCCUCCAACUUUUGCACAACAUGAGAGUGUACAUGAACAACUACAGCAUUCUGAAGUAUCUGGUUAUUGGCCAGUUCAGGAACAAACACCUGGAGUUUGGUCAGUAGGUGAACAGACAACUAAUGUGUGGUCAUCAGUUGAGCAUCCAGCAAGAGGUUACCAUGUGUCUGAUCAAGAAGCAACAACUACAACACAACCUGAAGAACUGGCACAAGCUACACCAGUAGUAAAUCAGUUAACAGGAGGUACACCAACUACUGAUCAGGGUACAGCACUUGUAACAACUACUAUGCCAAAUAUCCAGUGGAGCCAACCAGAAGGCAAUGAUUCUUUCUCUUUCUUGCAAAAAACUCCAGCAGAUAAUGAACAAGAUCCAUCUAGUUGGUUUGAUGAGCAGCACCAACAAGAAUCUGAAAUCUCUACACAGUCAGUACAACCCAUUGAAAAAAUGGUGGCAGAACAACAGAUACAAAAUGCACAGAAACAGCAGGAACAGUCAGAGGAGGCAGUUAAUGUUGAAGACUUGAAAUACAAACUCUCCUGGUAUGAGGAACAGUGGGCAACUUGGACGGGCUACUAUACAGAACUACAGACUAGCUUCCAAGAAGCUGAGCAAAAGGUGACUUAUCUGACACAGCAACUGCAAGAUUAUCAGCAGAGUGUGCAACAGGAGACUGACAUCACAGCAGAUGAUCCGACACUAUCUAGUGCUGAUAUUGUUGAUGAAAGUAAAGUGCAGCAGCACGAACAAGAGAUCUUGGAACUACAAAGCAAAUUGUGUAAGGUUGAAACAUCUCAUCAGCAAUUGAAGGAAGAAAACCAUAAUCUGCAACAGCAGAUUAGUCGAAUAAGUGAAUUAGAGGAACAACUUGAGAAGCUGACAAAAUCUUCACCAAAUGCAGAUCGCUUGGAGGAUGCUGAAGCUGAAGUAGAUCGUCUCCGAGGCUUUGAAACACAAGUGUAUGAACUACAGAGCCAAGUUCAAGCUCUCCAACAUCAAUGUACAGCCAUGCAGAACAAACUAGCUGAAGCAGAAACUGAGAGAAUGCGUCUUCUUGAGGUGGAGGCCCUAUAUGGUGAACUCCAGUCAUGCAUACAGGAAUCCGAGACCAAACGUGAAGGUUCCAAAUCACGUGUACAGGAGUUAGAGUUAAUGGUUCAGUCAGCAGAAUCAGAAAUAUCUAGACUGAGGAAUGAAAUUGAAGUGCUAAAUCAGGCUGGCCAGGACGUGGAAACUGACAGAGAAAGGCUACAGACUGAUGCACAGGGCUUGGGUGCAGAGAUGACAAAACUUAAUAGUGAGGUGCUACAGAUACAAAACGAAGUUGAGUUGUACAAGGCUGAAAACAUGAGACUACAAAUUGAAGUAGAUCACUUUAGAAAUGAGACUGUCAGACUUCAGAGUGAAGGAGAAUCCUAUAAGGCUGAAACGCUGAGACUGCAGACUGAAGGCGAGUGUCUCAAGGAUGAAACUGCAAAAUGUCAGACUGGGAUAGAUUAUUACAAGGCUGAAAUGAGUCGACUUGAGGGUGAAAAUAGGGAUCUAGAUGAUGAGGUGACAAGAAUAAGAAGUGAACUGCAGAGAGGAGAUCGUGAAAAUAACCAAUUACGAAGUGAAGUUGAAGUUAUGGAAGGUGAACAUGGAAGAUUACGAAGUGACUAUGAAAUUCUUGAGGCAGAAAACAAUAGAGCAAGAGGGGAAUAUGAAGCAUUGUCUCAAACAAAUCAAAUGACUGAGGCAGAAAAAGAGAGUUUAGAAAGUGAAGUACAAAGAAUGACGGCCCAUAGUAUGGCAAUAUCUUCCGAAAACGAACACCUACGUGACGAGAUCCAGAGACUUACAGAGGUCAGCACAUCAGCUGAGUCAGAAAUUGCCCGGUUAAGAACUGAAAUUGAAAGGUUUAAAUUACUUGAUUCACAGUAUAAUGAUCUUGAAUUAAAAUACAAUGAAUUGCAAAAUCAGGUUGCUACAAUAGAAUCUCACCCCAGUAGUAAAAAUACUUCAGAAUCUGAAACACACAGUUUAAUUGUUGAAGAAGUAGAUUGGAGUGCUGAAGGAAGAAUUGAGGAUGAACAUCUUUUGAGGUCAUCAUCUGUAGACCAAACAUAUCAGAAGGAAAUAGAUAGUCUUAAAGCCAAAGUAAUUGCCCUUGAGAAAGAUAAGAAUAGUCUUAAUGAUGAAUUGCAGGCUGCCAAAAUGAAGAGUGGAAAAAUGUUGCAGAAAUUCAAGUUAACCCAGAAUAAGAAUGAAGCUUUAAAUAAGGAGGUACAGAAAUUAAAAGCAAAAGCUGGAGGCUUUUCUGAUCUUGACCAAGCACUAGAGGAAGAAUGGAAGGCACAAGUAACAAGAGCAGAAACUGAGAGGGAUGAGCUAAAACAGAAACUAGAUGAAGUUGAAAAUGAAAAGGAACGCUUGGUUAGCCAAGUUGAUGUUCUCACUGUAGCUCAGGAGAAAUAUUUAGAUCUAAAAGAGGAUCAAGACACUACUAUCAAACUUUUGAAAACUCAUAACAAGGAGCUUGAGGGUCAGCAGCAAGCCCUUGAAUGGAGGAUCUCGGAACUGGAGGAGAUUGUAGAGCAGCAACAGACACAGGAAACACAAUCCCAGGCUUCUUCAGUCCAAGCUGUAACAGACCAAGGACUUGUAGCACAAGCCUCUGAUGAAGUGGAGUCUUUGAGAGUACAAAUUUCAUCACUUCAUCAGGAGAUUAAGAUUUUGAAAUCAGAGAAUGAAAGAUUGCAGAUGUUGUCUGAAGAACUCGAAGAAAAGGUUGAGAGCCUUAGUAGUGAUAAUAAUUCCUUCCAGUCCUUGAUAGAAAAACUAAAAGAGGCCAAAACCAAAGCUGAAAGUGACAUAAAUAAUUAUAAGUCUACAUAUAUAGAACUUGAUGCUGAGCAUGCAUCUCUAAAGAAAGAAAAGGAGACGGUAAAUGAAGAGUUAAAAGAGCUUUCAUACACUCAAGGCACAUUAAAAGCUGCCUAUAACUCGUUGUUUGCUGAAUACAAUGAUCUACGAGAUGUUUGUGACAGUCAUAAACAUGACAUAGGGAUCAUAAAAGGAGAAAGGGAUCGUUUGGUAGAAGAAGUUGACAGCCUGAAGAAGCAAUUGCAGGCAUUGCAUGAGGAAGAAGAGGAGGAAACUAUUCGUGCCUUACAGGAUGAGUGCUUCAGCCUUAGAGAACAAAAUAACUUGUUGCAUGAAGAGAAUACUGCACUAGAAGUACAGGCUGUAGAUGCCAAGGACAAGGCCUCUCGUGUUGGCAAUGCCCUGGAGCAGAAUCUCGAGAUGCAAAAGCUCCUGCGGGAUGAAUUAGUAAAGAAGUCGGAAGAGAUUAGCUUCCACACAACAACCAUUGAUGGCCAAGAACGACAAAUAAGUUACAUGAAGGCAGAAUUAGCAUCGAUGAAAACAAAGCUAGCACAACAGAGCCAGGCUGAGGAGAGCACCACUAAAACAACACAAGAAUUAGAGUUACAAGUGGAGCAGUUACAAGAACAAAUUAUGCAGUUACAUCACCAGCUUGAGACAGCAGAGGCAUCCCUCACCAUGCUUGCAGGAACAAAUAAGGAUGAUGAUGAUGCUGUGUUCACUCCAUCAGCAUCUUCUGGCACAGAACUAGAAGCAGCUUUAGCAUCACUCCACUUGCGGGACCUUCGAUGUCAACAGCUGUCAUUUGAGAUCACAAAGCUUCUUGAAGAAAGAGAUGCUUUGCAGCUCAAAUUAAGUGCAUCUCUAAGACAGACACAAGAACUCAGUCGAGAAUUGAGUCUUAGUCACCAGUUACCUGCUCCAGUCUCCCCUGAGCCAUCCUUGGACCAAAAGUUAGCUGAACUAAGAGAACUGAAUGACUCUCUAGAACAGAAAGCCCUUUCAAGUCUCCAGAGUGCAGUGUCAACCAGCAUGGGCAGGAGAAUAACAAUUGGUGGUCUUCCUCCUCCUCCCAUGUUUGCCCCUCACACGGCUCCUCCUACUCCGACAGCUACCAGGCAUGCCGACUACACACUCAAUUCUCCCACAGCUCGAGAGGCUCAGGGCACGUCAUCCACGCUCAUUGAUUGGAUAUUGGGCAAGAGUACACCUCGAGUGUUGCACGUGUGAUUGAAGACCCAGGCAGCUUCCUGCACUGAGCACUCACUUCUAUUAGUGAUUCACAUGGGGAAGCUCCUGGUACCAUGUAAGAGAAGAAGAUGGAAAACAUUCUUUUGGCUGUAUUUUAUUUUCUUGCAUUUGUUUCUUCUCAUUGCAAUCUCCCAUGCUCUUCCUAGAUAAAAAUGACUACAUCAGACAUAAGUUCAGUUGUAAUUAUCCAGAACAUUUACAGUUUAAAGGCUUGCUUUAUAUGAUCAGUAUCAAGAAAAUUGAAAAGUAUGAUUGGAAAAUUGUUCCAUUGAUUCAGAUGAUAAGGGACUGUGCAAACUUUUGCCUUGUGAUGGAUGUAACAGUACCGUACUGGCAUUGCCCAACACAUGUGUACAUAAAUUGUAAGUAGUGAUUGGACAGUUUCUUGCCACACAGUUGGAGUGAGAUGAUAUAAUUUGAACAAGUGGACAUCCUGUAUAGUCUUUGAUGUUACAGUAAACCCCCAAUCUAACAGACUACCCAGUAAUUGGGGGAAGGCCAGUCCAUUAAAUCUAGAUUCGGAAUAAUAACAGACUCGGUCCGUUAUAUGCCAACAUAGUCCUAAGUGAACACAUGGGUCACUUUCACCACCACCACACGCCAUCACCACCAGCACUCACCAUCACCACCAACACUUACCACCACCACCACCAACACUCGCCUAAAGGGGAGCAUCCGACUGAACAUACAAUGAAAAUCGGAAAAUUACGAAAAUAUUCAGAAAAAUUCCCGAGGAAAGCUGUUGCCUAUGGCUAUCUGCUGACGUAUUUUGAUUGCGUAAUUCAUAAUAUUUAUGUAGCUAUGCAUGAUUGUACUAUACCCCCCUUUCAUAAAGGGGGUCCUUCUGUUUAUGUAGCAAAAGCUGUAGAAAAGUAUUUAUAAUAAUAUUUUGGUGUAAAGUAAUACCAAUCACUUGGUAAAAAUCUGUAUCUGGCACCUCUCUCAGCUAGCUAGCAGCAGAACAAGAGUCUUAGUCUUCUUGUAGUUCUCAGUUACCCAUGAAAGAAGCAAGAGUUAGGUUCGACCAUGUGUUGCUCUCGCGCCACCCUUAUCGGCCCAUAUCUCGAAACGAGUUUUUCUAACCUUCAAAUCCCUAAGACUCAGCCAUUUAUGGGCCAAUUCUAAUAAAAUAAAACUUGGUAGUGGAAUAACGUAUUGAGCAUGGCUGAACAUAUAGAUUUUCUUUAUAUUUGGCUUGGUUUAUUGUUUGUUGAUUUACCUUUAUUAAUAUUUGGAGGAAAAAAUGGUGAGUUAGGACAAAACUCGUGCACCCAAAACGAAAGUAGUAAUCAGAAUUUUCUAUAUGACACGUUGAAGAGGAGUAAAUUACCUAUACUCCAUUUAAAUUUCAAUGUAUUCUAGCAAAAAGUUAUGGAGAAGUAGGAUUUUGAAAAUUGAUAAGAAUAUAAGGGGAAAAAUCGGGUACACUAUUAGGGAUUAAGCAGAACCGAUUCAGGGGUAUAGCAACAAUGUAUCUGGCAUCCUUAAUUGCUGACAGGAAAUUGAUAUUAAUUGAUCAAUUAUUAACGAAUUUCGUGCUUCAGCCAGACGCUCCCCUUAACUACUAACAUUCAUCGCCACCACCAACACUCAUUAUCACCACCAACAAUCAUCCUAGUCACCACCAACACUCAUCAUCA
Molecule: messenger RNA, 10733 nt
Organism: Homarus americanus (American lobster)
Lineage: Eukaryota; Metazoa; Arthropoda; Malacostraca; Decapoda; Nephropidae
Product: golgin subfamily B member 1-like
Exons: 12
Coding region: 142-9072 (2976 amino acids)
Source: RefSeq, a predicted model, not a curated record